AUGGCGGAAGAUUCGCGGGGCAGGAUUCCGAUCCUAAUGCUGAAGACCAAGUCAGUACCAACAGACACGUACGAGGAACUCUUUCUUACCUGCGAUGGCCACCGCUAUGCACCCGUCUUUGUGCCCGUUCUGGAACACCGAUUCAGGCGGGAUGCCCUCAAUGAGGUACAACAGAGUGUCACCAGCCGAGGCUUUGUGCCCAAAUCGCAAGAGGGCCUUGCAAAAUACGGUGCUCUAAUUUUCACCUCUCAGCGUGCCGUCGAAGCCUUCACUGAGAUCGUGGAGGAAGUUCGGAGAGAAGGAAAAUACGCAGUCGAUGAUUUGCUUCCCGAGGACCUUCCCCUAUAUGUUGUUGGUCCAGCCACAGCUCGCGGUCUGAGAGCAUUGAAUUUACGCUGUCCGAUUCUCGGCGAGGAGACUGGUAAUGGCGAUGCUCUGGCAGCCUAUAUACUGGAACAUUACAACAGCGUUUACCCGGACGCUACAAAGCCGCCAAUUCUUUUCCUCGUUGGCGACAAACGGCGGGAUAUAAUACCUAGGACACUCCAAGCAGAGCAGCUUGGUUCGAAGACGUCACGGGUGGACGAGGUGGUGAUAUACGAGACUGGUGAAAUGGAUUCAUUCAAGGCUGAAUUCUCAACGAUCUGGCGAAAUAAUGCAGACCAAGGAUCCAAGUGCCAAUGGGUCGUUGUAUUCUCCCCAACCGGGUGUCAGGCUAUGCUUGAGAGCCUGAGUCUCCUCGAUGCCAAAAACGGGAAAGCGAAGCCAGGUGUUCGCCAGAGGGACGUCUUUGUAGCGACCAUUGGGCCCACGACUCGCGAUUACCUUAUUCAUGAAUUUGGCUUCACCCCUGAUGUCUGUGCAGAGAAGCCAAGCCCUGGGGGCGUAGCUGAGGCUAUUAGAGCCUUUAUAGAGCGGCAAAGAUGA
Cucurbitaria berberidis CBS 394.84 is the source of this 927-nucleotide messenger RNA. RefSeq names its product tetrapyrrole biosynthesis, uroporphyrinogen III synthase. The transcript has a single exon. Lineage: Eukaryota; Fungi; Ascomycota; Dothideomycetes; Pleosporales; Cucurbitariaceae. Gene Ontology annotation, biological process: uroporphyrinogen III biosynthetic process. The record is from RefSeq and is a predicted model, not a curated record. Gene Ontology annotation, molecular function: uroporphyrinogen-III synthase activity. The coding region runs from base 1 to 927 and encodes 308 amino acids.